Funneliformis mosseae is the source of this 431-nucleotide messenger RNA. Lineage: Eukaryota; Fungi; Glomeromycota; Glomeromycetes; Glomerales; Glomeraceae. The record is from the annotation of a GenBank genome assembly.
AUGAGAAUUUGAAACUUGAUGAAAGCUCUAAAACCAUUCUUAGUUUAUGGGCGAAAACGUUACGAGAAAAACACCGAAAAGAACAAUAUGACGACGAUGAAAUUUUCAAAGACCCCUUAUUGCUGAUCGAGUGGAACGAAGGCGGAAUCUUGGCGAGAAACACUAUCAACCCCCAGUUCACCAAGGACGCAUUGCUUGCAUUAAUACGUGCACAACCAGGUUACGCUCCGUUUCCUCCACGGGCUCCUUCUGAUUGCGCGUUUUCAUUCAAUGAUAGUCAAGCUUUGAUAAAUACGAUUGGAGUGCUAUCUUCUAAUAACUGGUCGCGACGAAUAAACGGAAUGCCAGACGCCGGAAGAUGCUACAUGAUUGGCGUUCCUAAAAAGGGACAACUAGAAGUCGAUGAGCACUUCUAUGUUUUCAAUGCUUAA